AUGUGCCACCUGAUCCAUGAAACUCACCACGAGGGCUGCAACCAUACAGUCCGCACUCUCGACCCGCAGCACCGGUCUUACUUCGGCCUCUUCGGCGACUCCUGCGUGUUGGUCGGGCACUACGAGAUCCGUCACCACCGCCACGCCACAGGUCCCUGCUAUGUCUGCGAGACAGCCGCCCACCAGCAACAGCAGCAUGGCUAUAGGCAAAAGCCCUCGGGUCAGAAGCACAGGUCAAACCCAGACUUCUUCCCACCACAACACUACCACCCCCUAACCACCUUCGUCCGCGCCGCCCAGCAGAUCCAGACCGAAGCAAUCUUCAAGCAGCUCCAGCUCCUCCCGUCGCAAAAACAGAACCUGAACCUCUGGGAGUGGGAGUGCGAGGCAGAGGCACUGCUGGCGGACGUGCUGGUGCGGAUGCCGGGGUUUGUGGACAAGGCGUUGUUGGUGGGGGUGUUUGGUUGGGCGGUGGGACAGGGGCUUGGGAAGAGGAAGAGUAAGAGGAAUGGGGAUGUGGAGGCUGAUUUGAAGGUGCAGGGGAAGAUGAUCGACCGGCUGGAGGGAAUGUGUGUCGAGGUUGUGCUGGAUGGUGAGUUCGUGGCGGGGAUGAGGGCGGAAAGGAGUCCGUUGGACGAGUAUCGCGAGUUUGGGCGUUGGGAGGGUGGGUGUUGA
Messenger RNA from Anthostomella pinea, 675 nucleotides. Lineage: Eukaryota; Fungi; Ascomycota; Sordariomycetes; Xylariales; Xylariaceae. The record is from the annotation of a GenBank genome assembly.